Molecule: messenger RNA, 6433 nt
Organism: Amoebophrya sp. A25
Lineage: Eukaryota; Dinophyceae; Syndiniales; Amoebophryaceae
Source: the annotation of a GenBank genome assembly
CGUCGAUUGAAGUAAGUGAGAAGAUUCAUUUUUGUUUAUCGCGAAAAAAAUGCCAUCAACACGAAGUGAAGGGCUUGCCAACAUUCCACCGAAGGUGCGAAAGUUGGCGCCUCUUACCGAAAUAAAGGGUGGCACUUCAUCUUCUAGUAGUUCUAACAAGAGACGGACGACUUGUAUUACGGAGCCAGCAGUCACAGCCGCACUUGACCACUCGCAGGAGCUUCAAAACAAGAAUGCUCAAUUUGAGCAACCACGUACUGCGCAGAUGUUUGGUGCCCCAGCCGCGCCGAUGCUUCUUGUUGCUGGUGCCUCUCCAGUGCAGACGGACUCCUGGGACCCGACAACCGGAAGUUAUGGGGAACGUCAUUUGGAACAGCGACGUUGGCUGUCGCUCCUAUAGCUACUAAGUGGAGGAAGAUGGUCCACAGAGCUUUGAUCAUGCAGUAGUGGUCUUUGACCAAGUAGAAGUUGACGUGAAUCAAUAAGUAGAACGAAGAUCAUGAUGUUGACUUGUGAAAUCAGAUUUGUCCUCAACGAACCAAAGAGAUGAUCUUCUCGGAAAGUGAUCUAGCGAGUACAACUAUCAAUCUAAUCACAUCACGCCCACGCGACGAGCAGCGGCGGUUCAUCAUCCACUGCUGAUCAUCUGCUAUCUGACAGAGUGGUUCGAAAUGAUGAUGAUCAUGGACGAGACGCAGCGUCAGUGACAGGCAGGAACUUGUUUCAACGUGAGCACGACGAGUUCCUGACUCGUUUUGGUAUCGGAUCAGCGACGGAAAGACAAACAGGCUGCAGCUCCUCGACAACAACAGGAAAUAGAACUGCUGCUGCUUCUACGCUCACUGCUAAUCCAGCUGUCGUUCACUUAGGUCCGCCAUUAGCUGCAGUUCAUCAUGGCAAUAAUCAUGGCACCAGUGGUUCAUCUAGUACAAGAACUAUUGCUAGUACAGGUACAACUGCUUCUACUAGUACUACAGGUACAACAACAACAGCAACAACUACAACCUUUCACCCAGUUUCCAGAGGUAGUGGAUACUCAGCCAGAGAGCACCUCCAAGUUGAUGAUGAUGAGCAAGAGAUGGUCGUGAUGGAAAGACCUCCACAACACUACCACCUGCCACAGCGACGUAGGGGCUCCAGUCGGCAGGGGGGACCUGCCAGUGUGGAUUUUGUCGAUAUACCUGCAAAUGCGAUGAAUAGAGUUCCUCAACAAAGUGAUAACGACAACUUGCUUCAUCUUUCAGCGACAUCCUUACCCUUUUCCGCAGUCGAUAGCACUGAUAGAGCCCUUUUCCGUGUGCACGAAGAGAACAUGAAUAUGAUGCAGGAUGCGCGGGAUGAAGAAUUACGAGAAGAAGAAGCACGAGGAGGUGUGCAAGGUGCUGAGAGAAGCGCAGCAUCGUUACAACAAGUGGCCACCGACCCGCUCUUUGUAAUGCACAAACAUGAUGAUCCUGUGGUCUCGAGAAAAGAAACAGCGGCCUGCUUUCCCAGUGGUAGUACAACAACCACCCAAGAAACCCAUGUUCUGGACUCCUGCUCGCCUCUUUCUGAGGAGGAUGGGCUUUUAGGGGGAUCCCUGUCACUUCGCAGUUGUCGCACAGUCGCGACAUGCUCGCCAGUGUACAAUGAGACCGACUAUGCCACAGCGAUAGGAGGAGAUCUGUCGCAGAACAUGAUGCUAGGAAGUACUUUGCCGCCUGUUGAUGAAGUUGUAGGAGGUCCUGAUUCUGUUGAAGAACUACAACAAGUCAAGAUGGAGAAAGGGGGUAGUUGUAGAGGACCAAGAAGUAAUCCAGGUGACGUUGCGCACAUGAAUUUCGAUAAUCUUCAACAGGUAGAAGAUGAACAGCAUUUGUCGGCUAGUACCAUGGCGGCUGUCCCUCUAGUAGAUGGUCCGUCUUCCUCUUCGUCUUAUGGAAAUAAUGGAACUUCUUCUUCGAACAGCAUAGGCACAGCUACUAGAAGGUUGCGUCAGCAGGACGACGCGCGAUUAGAAACAGAGAAUCGACCACGACAUCUUCAAAGAUUAGAUCAUGAUUACAUCGCAAUGUCUCGCUCAUCUCAGCCUCAGGCUCAGCAGCACCUAACAGCAUCACGGAACAGCAACAGUCAGAGUUCAUCACAACGUGGCGACAUAUCUAUGCUGGCAUCAUCACCGCCGUCAUCAGUUGACAGUACUAGUUGUCUAGCGACGUCGCUAGCGACGUCGUCGUCCUCACGCUUAUUGCCGCCACCCGUCAUGGCAAGCGCAAGUAAGGAGACGCUGGUCGUGCCAGCACAAGGGGGCAUUGCAGAAAACAGAUUAGAAUCUUCUAAACAGAGUCAUGGUCAUGUUGAGGAUCUUGCCUUUCCGCAUCAUGGGUUUGGAGUGGAUGGCGUGAUAAAGGUACGGCAACAAGGUCAAGAAGAAGCAGAAGACCACGACCACGACCACGGGUCGAUAGGAAUGCCUCUAACAAGUACUUCAGAGACGGAAGAAGAUCAGCACACCGGUCCUGCUCAUAGUCAGCACAGCUUGCGAGGACAAGCGCAGGUGGAAACGUCUGCAUCUGUUGAGCUGCCUGCUGAAGGGCAGGACGAUACUCAAAACAUAAACAUUGAUGUGAUCACGACCAGUAGGAUGAAUAUCCCCUCUCUCACGUCGACAUCAACAGCUAGCAGUGGGGGCUUUCAUAUUACCAAUUUCAAUUAUGGAGCCGACACGAGGACAAGCACAAGACAAGCUGCGAAAAAAAGCACAAGCCGCGAUCUUCAAAAUGGAAACGUUGCUGAGGUAAUCAACACUUCACUUCUACCUGAACACAGACAAACAACCGACAUCGAGUUAAAGAACUACAUCGAUAAAACUCCUAGUCCAACAAGAACGACUACGACUGGUGCAUCCGGGGAUGAAAAAUUCAUUCGCUUUGACAAGAUGCGUUUACUUUUAAUCGACAAACUUGUCCGCUUUCGUCGGGAUCAAGCACUUGGCCAUGGCUUCGCAGCGUGGGAAAGGGCUGCUACUCUGAAAAAAACCAAGACAAGACAAGCGAUUGUGCAUUGGGAAGAGCUUACGACUUCUCUAUUGCAACAGGAAAGUAAGUCAACUCGGGAACGAGUGGAGGAGGUGAUUUCUCUGGCCCGCGAGCUCUAUUCCCCGCUAGCGAGGUCAAUUUGCAACAGUAGAAGAACAAUCAUGCCAGAAGUAGGGACAUCUUCAUCUGCAUCAUCAUCGUCGUCAUCAUGUACUGCUGUUUCAGCACCAGGUGCAGCAUAUGUGGAAGAGGAUAUGCUGGAGGUUCAAGAUGUAGAAGAGCAAGAUCUUCCUGAAACACCUGAGACGAGAAGAAAAAAGACAAGGGACACCCACCUGCUUCGGCUUUUUGACCGAAAGCGGCAGAAAGAGCUUAAAACAUCGCUUACACGGUGGAUUCGCCGUGAUGCAGUGAGGCAAGCAGAACAGGUCUAUUUGAGACGAGCAAAGGCGUUUAUUCUUGGUGCUGACGUGAGGCGUCGUCGUGCGCGAGUGCUAGAUACCUUUCGUGGUUGGCGAGCUGUCUCCUACAGUGCGCAGGACUCGAGAGCGGAACUAGUGGCUGCAAUGUUGGUCUUUCUAGGUAUUGAGAAGAUGUCUAGAACACGGCUGAGGGAAGGAUGGAAUAGCCUCGUGUUACCAUCUAAUGGAGGUGGUGGUCUCUAUGAAGAAGAUGGUGCCAGCACACGCGGGAUGAAUACGCCAACAUCAACGUUUUCUCAGCAACUAAGGAGGCUGGAAGACAAGCGAUUUAACAGAGGGAAAGCAGGUACUGAACAUGAUCCGGAUCUACUUACUUGCUUGAUUAUGACUCUGUCAUGUCCCAUAUAAAAUUCAAUGGGUUUAUUUUAGUAGGGACCGCUUCAGCAAUUUUCAGGCUUUGUUCUGUAACACGAGCACAACCACCAGUGAUGAAUGAUGAAAAUACAGAUGUUGGGGUUCAUGUUCCUUCUAUUUCGAUUUUUUCACAUUCUCACAUCAUCUUCAGACCCUUCGUCCGCUCGCGAAACCGCCUCUCAAAUGUCGUCCUACUCUCGUGCUGACUCCGGCUGGACGGGGGUUUCGAACCAGGAGUUUGAGGACCGUUUUAACUCUUUGACAAGCGAACUGGAACUAAAUCGUGCAGAAAUGAUGCUGCAACAAAAACUCUUCCAAGACGAACGCAACGACCUCCAGAACGAGCUUUUGAGGGAGAAGCGGAGAAAUUUUCACAUCCAAAAUUCUGGUGCAACUGGAGGGAGGUCAGCGCAGUACUUGUCAUCUUCUUGCAAUGGUAGUGAGAUGAUGACAAGUGAUCCAUCUUCUUCGAGGGCUGCUGAUGGCGCCACCAAGAAUAGUAGCAUCAUGACCACCAGCAAUGCUCGACGUGCGAAUAUGAUAGCUCGUGGCGGCACGCUGCUGUCGGGGAAAAUGAAUUUUGGGCAAAGAGAAGCAGUCAGCAUUCGCAGAGAGUCUUGCGUCUUCGUGAAGUUUCAGUGGGGCAAAGGUCUUUAUCGAAAAUCAAAUACUGCGAAAGGAGUAGCAAAGAUUUUCCUACUUCUAGACCUGCAUCAGAGGAGCAAAGGAGGAAAGGUGGCGCAACAUCAACAUCACGAUAGUAGAACAAGAUCGACAUCCUCGUCAACAAGAGCUUCGAGUGGACUAGCUCGUCGUAGUUCGACUCCUGGGCGCGCUUUUGCACGUGUUAGAAGUAUGCUUAGUGGUGGAACAACAGCCUCAUCAUCUAAAGAUACAACUUUUGGCGGCAUGAAAACUACAACUACGUCUUCUUCAACUUCAAAUCCACCUACUACUCUCUGCCUCUCCUGGGCAGAGAGGACAAGAUUGAUGACCAAGACCACUAAGAUAUGACAGGAAAAAGCGUACUCAUCCUCAGAAACAUAGCUACUUCCCUGCUUCAUCAAUUCUAGCUGAUUAUUUCAAUCCAUACUGCUUAUCUGCUUGAGUAUGAGUACACUUCUUCCUUUCAUAUAAGAAAGUGUCUCUUGACCGCAGUUGCACGCUUGGAAUCUCCUACACUUUUCGCGACGCGUGGUGCUGGUCUUCUCUGGCUUCUUCAGCUUCAUCUGGCAGCGAAGUCGUGCCAGCUACGCCAGAGCUUUCCAUAGUGGUUGUCGGUCGAGAACGAGAUCUAGAACUUGUGGCUCCGAAUUUCCAUCAAUUUCUCAAUUGGUUUCUCGGUCUCCAAUACCUCCUCUUGUUGAGACAAAAAGCUGAUGAAGGGUUGCUCUCCUUGGAGUGGAACUUCCAAGACCCAGGUGACAUCUCGAACAGUAUCAUUCUGUUAAGGCUACAAUAAAUCAAUGCAUCUUGUUGGUCUGCCAAAGCAUCAUCAUUAUCAUCGUCGUCUUGUUUGAUCCCGUAGUCUGUUUCUCAAGUGAAAAGAGUCGGAAACGGACACCAAGAUGUGCUACUUGAGGAUGGACGAUUCACUGUAGGGCAUCAUCUAAUGCUGAGCGCAGCUCAAAGGGGUAGUCGGCUUCUACUCACUCGCAGGCAGUUGGUUUUUCGCUACAUCUGGCGCAAGCUGUUGAGAGCCUACGGUGGAAACAAGCACAACGUGAAGGAGGCAUUUUUCGCGGCAAUAGAUGAAGCAGCAGUGGCGCGACUGUAGUGCUGGUGGAGGUAGUGGAGAUGAUUGAAGAUUAGCAUCAACAAUGCGGACUAAGAACUAUGUUGACGACCGUUUUAUUCCAAUUUGUGACUCACAAAAUGGAACUUGUGACUCACAAAAUGGAACUUGUGACUCACAAAAUGGAACUUGUGAUAUAAUACAAAUUUAAAGCAUAUCCUUCUUGAUGAUAACUCAUUCUCAAUCUCUGCGGACAGACGCUGACAAUAAGAAAGAUGAAGAUAGUUGAUUCUCCAGUUACGAAGUAGCAGAAUAAGAAAGAAGAUAGUUGAUUCUCCAGUCAAUAGGAAAGAAGAUAGUUGUACUAGUUAUACUAAGCGGCAGAAUUGUUGGCUCCUGUGGCCUGUGGCUAUGCUUGUUUCUCGAGCGCCAAAUUGAAACAAAGACGUAGGUACUCGAAUGAUGGGAUGCUUUAUGCUGCUACAUUGAGACGAGACCAGAAUUUCGUUGUUUUUGAUGUUGAAUCUUACUACAAUCUAUCACUUGAUGGCAGCAGAUAGACUACCUUUUGCGUGUGAAAUCUUCAGUCAGUGUGAAAAGACCAGUCAGAGUUGCACUAGGCGCUUUAGAUGGAGUGCUUUUCUUAUGAAUUUCAUUGAGUGACGCCAAUGUUGUUGAAUUAUUUUUUCCGAAUCUCUCCCUCACCCUCCCUCUCUUCACUCCUAGUCCAUCAUGGAUGCCAAGGGAAGAACUUUGAUGGGUGUUGUACAAGUAGAUCGCAUUUUCAAACACUGCGUUCUCUGCUCAACAAAAGCUCACUCUCAAUCGCGUGGCUUCAAACGAAU